GAGCGAGCGAGAGAGAGCGAGAGAGAGAGCGAGGAGACGGGGUUCAUUUGUUACCAUAGUGAAAAAGUAGAUUAACCACCGCGAGCAUGAAGCGCUGACGGACACGAGGGAUGCUGUGUUUCUCCAGGAACAUCCACCUGUCCUGCGAGCAGAGGUUGCAGUGCAGCGGUUGCCUCAGCCUUUGCAGUGAUGGUCCUGCUGUUAAAUCUGAAGGAAUGGAUUCAGAAGAAAGAAAUAUGUGGAAAUUAGUCAUGUCAAAACCUGCUCAGUUCCACUAAGCGUUGUCAUGUCUAGGAAACGUGUUUCCUGUGACAGCUCCAACCAACAAAUCUGAGACUUGCUUCUCCUGCGCUAGCUUAACGAACCAAGAUGAUUCUUCGACUGCUACUGGUACUGUCCCUUUGGGUGGGACCCGAUAAAGCGGACACUGCCCAGUCCAACGAAAGGAGAGUUGUAGCACACAUACCUGGUGAUAUCAUCAUUGGGGCAUUGUUUUCAGUACAUCAUCAGCCUCCUGCUGACAAGGUACAUGAACGCAAGUGUGGUGCAGUACGGGAACAGUAUGGUAUCCAGAGGGUGGAGGCCAUGAUGCACACGCUGGACCGCAUUAACGCCGACCCGUACAUCCUUCCCAACAUCACCCUGGGCUGUGAGAUCAGGGACUCUUGUUGGCACUCAGCUGUAGCCCUGGAGCAGAGCAUUGAAUUCAUACGGGAUUCACUAGUCUCAUCUGAUGAGGCAGAAGAGUGGGGCGGGGGAGGCUCCUGGGGAGGGGGAGGCGGUGGAGGAGCAACAAUGAAGUGUGCAGACCCCUCUGCCACUCCAAUGCGGGGGAAGAAACCAAUUGUUGGUUUGAUUGGACCGGGAUCAAGCUCAGUGGCCAUUCAGGUCCAGAACUUACUGCAGCUGUUCAACAUACCACAGAUUGCCUACUCUGCCACCAGUAUGGACCUCAGUGAUAAGAGCCUUUAUAAGUACUUUAUGCGGGUGGUACCUUCAGAUGCCCAGCAGGCAAGAGCUAUGGUGGACAUUGUUAAAAGGUACAACUGGAGCUACGUGUCAGCUAUACACACCGAAGGCAACUAUGGUGAAAGUGGGAUGGGAGCAUUCAAGGACAUGGCAGCCAAAGAGGGCAUCUGUAUCGCACACUCUGGCAAAAUCUGGAGCAAUGCUGGAGAGCAGAGCUUUGACCGGCUGCUGGAGAGACUGAGGGCUCACUUGCCCAAAGCGAGGGUAGUGGCGUGUUUCUGUGAAGGCAUGACUGUCCGCAACAUCCUUAUGGCCAUGAGACGCCAGGGACUGGUAGGAGAGUUUCUACUCAUUGGCAGUGAUGGAUGGGCCGAUCGCUACGACGUGACAGAUGGUUAUGUUAAGGAAGCGACCGGCGGUAUUACUAUCAAGCUCCAGUCGGCUGAUGUGAAGUGGUUUGAUGAAUACUACCUAAAGCUUCGGCCUGAAAACAACCACAGGAACCCCUGGUUCCCAGAGUUCUGGCAGCAUCGCUUCCUCUGUCGACUUAAAGGCCACCCGCAGGAGAGCAGCAAGUACAACCGCACCUGUAGCAAGCGAGAGUCGCUUUGGCAGCAGUACGCACAGGACACAAAGAUGGGCUUCGUCAUUAAUGCCAUCUACUCAAUGGCAUAUGGCCUGCAUAACAUGCAACGGGCUCUCUGCCCGGGGUAUCAGGGCUUGUGCGAUGCCAUGCGACCUAUAGAUGGAGCUACACUGCUGGACUUCCUCAUGAAAACCAACUUUACAGGCGUGUCUGGGGAGGGCAUCUUAUUUGAUGUUAAUGGGGACUCACCUGGCAGGUAUGAAAUAAUGAACUUCAAAAAAGUGGAGAAGGACUACUAUGACUAUAUUAGAGUUGGCAGUUGGGACAACAGCGGGUUGAAGAUUGAUGACUAUAAGAUCUGGCCUAACAGGGAAAACAUCAUCAAAUCAGUGUGUAGCGAACCCUGUGCCAAAGGGCAGAUCAAGGUGAUCCGUAAAGGGGAGGUGAGCUGCUGCUGGACGUGCACUCCCUGUAAAGAAAACGAGUUUGUGUUCGAUGAGUACACCUGCCGAGCCUGUGAACUGGGCUCCUGGCCCACAGAUGACCUCACAGGCUGUGACCCAAUCCCAGUGGAGUACCUGCGAUGGGGAGACCCUGAACCUAUAGCGGCUGUAGUCUUUGCCUGCCUCGGUCUGAUGGCCACGUUCUUUGUCACUGCAGUUUUCAUCAGGUUCCGGGACACGCCGGUAGUGAAAUCGUCCAGCAGGGAGCUGUGCUACAUCAUACUGGCAGGAAUCUGCCUGGGAUACCUUUGUACCUUCAGCCUAAUAGCCAAACCCCACUUUAUCCACUGCUACCUCCAACGGCUUGGAAUAGGCCUGUCUCCUGCCAUGAGCUACUCUGCGCUUGUCACUAAGACAAACCGCAUCGCUCGGAUCCUGGCAGGCAGCAAAAAGAAGAUCUGUACAAAGAAGCCUCGCUUCAUGUCUGCCUGCGCUCAGCUCAUCAUCGCCUUCCUCCUCAUACUGCUGCAGCUGGGCAUCAUUGUGGCUCUCUUCCUCAUGGAGCCACCUGAGGUGAUCCAUGACUACCCCAGUAUCCGCCAAGUCAACCUAAUUUGCAACACAACAAACCUGGGUGUGGUUGCCCCACUGGGAUAUAAUGGGCUGCUUAUUCUCAGUUGCACCUUUUAUGCCUUCAAGACCCGCAACGUCCCCGCUAAUUUCAAUGAGGCUAAGUACAUUGCCUUUACCAUGUAUACCACCUGCAUCAUCUGGCUGGCCUUUGUUCCCAUCUACUUUGGCUCCAACUACAAAAUCAUCACCAUGUGCUUCAGCGUGAGCCUCAGCGCCACCGUGGCUCUGUGCUGCAUGUUUGUACCCAAGGUGUACAUCAUUUUAGCCAAGCCAGAGCGGAACGUGCGCAGUGCCUUCACUACCAGCACAGUGGUGCGCAUGCACGUGGGAGACGGCAAAUCCUCCUCAGCUGCCAGCCGCUCCUCCAGUCUGGUUAACUUGUGGAAACGCAGAGGGUCUACUGGAGAGACACUCAGCUCCAACGGUAAAUCAGUGUCGUGGGCACAGACGGAGCGCAGCAGUUCCCGUGGAAACCACCUGUGGCAGCGGCUGUCCUUCCACAUCAAGAAGAAGGAGAACAAUCAGACGGCCAUAAUCAAGCCCUUCUCCAAGACGUCUGAGGAGCGCUACUGUGGGGGGGGGGACCUGCCCCCGCACGUCCCCCUGCCCUCUCUCCCCUCCAUGUCGUCCCUUCCUUCCCAUCCUGACGCCGGCACCGACAAGACCCUGUACGACCUCUCCGAGGCCGAGGAGCGCUACUCCAUCACGUACCGGCCCCAGACGCCGUCGCCCAUCAGCACGGUCAGCCAGCGCCUGGGGGGAGGCUUCGGCGAGGAGCCCCAGACGACCUCGUCUGUCCCCCAGUACCCCGGCAGCACCUGCAGCGGCGGCAGCGGCAGCAGUUGCGGCGGCCCCGGCAGCGGCUCCGUGGUCGUCGGGAGCGACGGGCGCCUGGUCAUCGUGGACGACCGCCCGGUCCCGGGGCAGAGUUCGCUGAUGGAUCAGAUCAGCUGUGUCGUAAACCGCUUCACUGCUAACAUCACGGAGCUCAACAGCAUGAUGCUCUCGCCCUCGCCGUCCCACUCGCAUUCGCACAAACACACCCCCCCUUCUCCUCACCCCUCCGACCCCUAUCUUUUACCCCGUGACCUUCAGAUGCCCCCCACCCUCACCACCUAUGCCGACGUUCAGCCUCUUCCAGCUGUUGAGGCCAGCAUGGGGGGCCGUGGCGGCUGUCCCAUUCACUCUCUUCCUCAUUCACCCUACUCCCUGCCGGCUCCUCCCCCGCAGACCUCCCCCUCGCUUUCUCCCAUGCGAGGAGGCCUGGUGACCUGUCUCCCUGACUCGCCGCUAAGAGGGGCGGACUUGGAGGAGGAGCUGAUUGCUUUGACUCCUCCGUCGCCGUUCCGCGACUCCCUGGCCUCCAGCAGCGGCUCUCCUAUCUCAGAAACGGGUCUGUGUCUCCCCCCGGUGCCGUCCCAUCCCCCGCCCUCUCCUCCUUCGCCCAGGUACAGCAGACUGACACUCAGAAACUACAGCCAGAGUUCCUCCUCGCUGUGAGGCAGACAGGGCGAGAAACGCAGAAGCAAAGACGAGCCCUCAAAAAGAGCACAGGUCAUAACAGGAGGAGGAUGGUUAGAGAGAAACCUGUUCGUUCCUACGGGAUGCAAGGUAAAAAUCCGAGGUGAAGGCAUCGCGGAGGGCUGGUUGGUGAAGACACCCAACUGUGUCUGUGUUUACAUGUUUGCAGCGAGAUGCGAGUCUGAGAAGCUUGGCCACAUUGUGUUUCGAUUUGCCCCUCAAAAGUGAGGCGCGAAGAACUGGGAAACGGCCACUAUACAGUCUGUCUCCGGUGUCGGUACAGCCAGGAAUCACUCUUGAUGGUCUACAGCUGCUUAUGAUUUAGGUUUGGGCAGUGGCCUUAAGGGAACAUGGCUGUCGACUAAUUAGAAAUCGUGACUCGUGUGUGUGUUUCUGUGCUUUUUUGCUGUACCUUAGUUAAUGAGCCACUAUGAGGCAGGAUGUCUCAUUAAGUGUUGAGGCAGCACGACAGUGAAGGUGAGGUCAAACUAACGCCUAUGUGGACUAAACAGACGCUAUCAAGGGCACAUAAAUACAGUGUUUGCUUACACACGCAAACCGAUACGGCGUAAGGGAAUACACUGUACAUAAAUGAGAGUUCAAAGAUUUGUCUGGGCUGAUUGAAUCAAACUUGCAUCUGACAAAAGUGCAUUGUGUUAAAACACCAGGCUACAUGUGACUUUGAAGAACUGUCGCACAAAAUCAUCUUUUUAUCCAUUCAUCCUCCAAACGGUUCCCUGGCUUUUGUGCGGUCCCUCUUUCCCUUGCUCUGUCUUUAUCCUUUUAUCCUAUUUUAAUAUUUCAGUUUUUAGUUUUUCUUUUUUUUCCUCCAGAGGUUUGAAUGUAUAUUUUUUACAUGACUCCUAAAGCAGAUGGGACCAAACAUUUUGUAUCUGUGUGUCUGACAGGAGAAAGAGGGGGAGGAGGGACUAGCAAGACCAGGCCUCAUUUCACCAUCUCAUUAUUAUUACUAAUACAAGCGAGAAGCUCAAUCACAGUCAGACCAGAUUCUCCACACAGUGAAUGGAAACAGGGCCAGAACGUCGAAAGGCAUUCAUGAAUUAAAUUAAGGUCAGACUUAUCCUCCAUUAGACACCCAACCCAUUCAAAUCAAAAAUAUUAGUACAGCAGAAAGAUGGAAAUUACCAGGAUGUCAUACGGACUUAAUGAAAUUUUAGCACAUUCAGGAAUUUGGACACAUUUUCCUUCAUUUGUUUCAACAUUGUACAUUAAUACUGAAGACACUGAAACAUGUUUUCUAUUCUCUACCUUUGCAAGGAUACUUCCUGGUCAUGGGAGUUAGCCAGUCCAGUCUGCGUGAAGGCUUGUGUGUCCCUCAGGGUGUCUCAUGUGUGGACACAGUACAGGAUACCAGAGUCGAUGAUAUGUGCAGCCGGUCUUUGUGUAACAGGUUCAUCUGUGUCUGUAUUCUGUAAGUCAAACAUGUUGUCAGUGGGUUUGUGGUUGUUAUGGUCAGAGUCUUAGGGCGCAGCCUGAGGGAGAGGCGUAUCCAGUUUGUGGACCCUCAGAGUUGCAGUUGUGCUCUCUGGAGAUUAUGAGUAAUGAUUAUGAUUAUGAGUUCUGCUGGCUGUGACCUUCAGCAGCAUUCAGUGGGAUGGUUUGCCUCUGAGUGUGAAGUGGCUGGGAUGAGAGUCAGUUCCUCUAGGUCUGAGGCCGUGGUUCUUUGCCAGAGAAUAGUAUCUCAGGGUAUUGCAUCCUGGUGAUUAACAGGCGGUUUGGAGCAGCAUCAGCAGUAAUGAAUUUUGUGUUUGGCUUUGAAUUAAUGUAUUAGUCUACGUUCCAACCUGGGGUGGUGAUCUCUGGCUAGUGACCGCAAUAAUAAGAUAGAGAAUACAAGGAGCCGACAUGAGCUAUGUUUAAAGGGGAGUCUGGGCUCACACUUAGAGAAGAGGUUAGGAGUUUGGACCAUAUAUUCUGUCUCUAUGUCAAAAACAAGAAGGCGUUUGAAAUCAAAUUUGAAAUUAAAAUUGUACUCAUCACGUUAAGGGACAGUUUUCCACAGCUCUUUAUUUCCUGUGUUUCUUUAACCUCUUUGUUGGUUUACUAUACAACACGCCAUGUUUGGUUUGUGUGUCUUCAGUAUUGUUGCACAAUGUUGAAAAAAUAAAUAAACAGAGAACAGCUAAUGGAAGCAUAGUUUCCUGCUGAGAGAUAGAUGGGAAGGUCAAUACCACUUAUUUGUCAGGUGAAUGAAGUCUCAUCUGGUUGCCUGGCAACAUCAUGUUGAUACAAAGAACUAAAGAAAUUUGUGGCCACAGUUGCCCUUUGGUUUUUGUACUGAUUAAACAGACCUGUUAGGAUCGGUUGGUUAAUGAACCAUGGUGGUGCUUCUACUGGACUUUCUCACCUUUGCAAAGGCCAGCUCUUUCCCCUUGUUUACAGUCUGGCUCCAUCGACUGGCUUCUAGCUGGAGCUGCAUAUUGACCAACUUGACUGUUCUAUUGGUUUGUCAUUCAACUCAGCAAGAAAGGUCAAAAAUUGAAGAAAUGCAAAAAAACGAAACCCUGCCCAGAUGUCAUUGUUUGGAAUGUGAACACGCAAUACAGGAACUAGGUUUUCUGCAAAGGGGCAAUACAAAUAUCUAAUACAUUUAUGUAGGAGAGUGUUUGUGUUAUAGAAUGCAUUAAUUAGCACGAAGGACACAUUAAAAACAUGUUCAUUAAACAGAGCGGAAUACUGAAAAACUCCAAAUGUCUAAUUUAAUUUGAGGUUUUGUUUAGAAAGUAUGUGGAUAAAUAAAACCUAUUGUCUUUACAUGUGGCAACACUUACUGUUAAUAGCAUUUAAGAGUAUAGGGAAAUAAGAAGUGCAGUUGGAUGCAUUCACUGAAAUGCUUGUGGCAAAUGUGGCCUUGAUAUUCCGUUCGCUCCCUCCACACAGGGAAACCACUUAACAAAGGGAAAACAAGAAAAGCUAAGUGACAAGACCGUGGUACGAAACGCAAUCAUUUUACAUUACAUGAGGGAUGUUCUCUCUGGGACGGGUUUGGAUUAGUCCAUCUCACCCUUUAUCAAAGGUGACUGUUGGCAUCACAAUAACAAUCACCGCUCCUAAGUGUCGCUCAUGAUCUCCCCGCUUCCCUUAGCGGAUGCAUUGGUCUGCAGUAACAGCUUACUGAUACACUCCGGCUUCGCCCUUUCAUGCGGUAUUUCUGCUCCACGGUAGCCAGCAAGAACCAAUUCAAAGUGACUCUGUACAUAAUAAGGGCAUGCAAAGACAGUUCUGUUUCGUUUCAGAUGAAAGUAAAUUUAGUUACAUAUCAACAAAGGUGAAAAAAGGAAAAAAAAGAUGUUUUUGAACCAUGUUAUAACAAACAGUACCAAUAUGUGUUAUGACUACAGAAACUGUGUUACUGCUCUGAAUGUGAGUGACCAUUCCUAUUCAAAUGUCUUGUAAUUUAAUAAUAUAAUAAGAAUUAUUAUGAAAAUGAUUAUUGUGCCAAAGGGGUGGGGGGUGAUCUUAUUACCUUGUGGGUAAACACGUGGUUUCCUAAAAAAGAAAAAAAUGUAAAUGUUAAACUGUUUUUAUUGUUUUAGAUAUUUUCUAUAUAAAUAUUUCACAUUUUCCAGUGUUAAAGCAAUAUUACACGUAUGUAUAAAGGCUGCGCGUCAGAGGGGGUUUCUUAGACCAUUAAUAACGUGGUAGUUGUUCUUUUUCAUCCUUCUGUAACCUCGGGUGGACAAUUCAAGGAGGUGGGUAGGUGUGUUACAUUUUUAUUUGCAUAUAUAUACAUAUAUAUAUUUAAUGAAAAGGAUGUUUAGACAUUUUUUACAAGGAAGGUGUGACUCCCUAUUUUUGCAGAGGUCUGGUCUUUAGCGUCUGUCGCUCGCCGCCUUCCUUUCUGAUGUGCUGAUGACCGAUGCUGAGCUCGGGUGAUAAGUGCGUGCCAACGCGUCGUCUUCGCUUUCUUCUUCCUUUUGUUUUUGCAUCGAGAGGUGCACCCGCUCUUAAAGCACGUCCUCCAAUAAGCUGCAGUUUGUCUCAGAGCGGAGAGUGAACUUAAGUCCCAAAUAAACUUGCAUACGCACAAUCAGAAGCCGAGAUAAUUGUACGGACGCCUUUGUUUCUGGGGCUGAAUGGGAGGACUGCUCGUUUCCAUCCGACGUAGCUCCUCCUUUCUGUUGUGCAGAGAUUACAGGCGGCGCCCGAGCUGCUCUCGCUGAUGGUGUUUAGAACAUGAGUAACGGGGAGCUUGCUUCAGCACUUCGGCCGUGUGCUAUCAGCCCCCCUGGGUGAGGCUCCACAGUUGCGAGCUGCCGCUGCAGAAAAGGGCGGCAUCAGCACUUGCAUCUCCUGCCAUCUUAUUCUCUGUAAUUGCUCCGUUCUGUGGAAUUCCCUUGCUUUACAUUAAAACAGCAUAGCACCAACAGUAAAUAGCCAUUAACAAGGGACUGGGUUGAAAGAGCAUCAGGAUUAGAGUUUCCUUGCUGCUAAUCUGGCAGUAAUUAUCAGAGGAUUUCAAACAUCUUCCAUGACAAAUGCCUAAUAAUUGCCUCCGUAGAGCAAUUUAAUAAUAAUGUGCACAUGACAAAGUGUGAGAUAUUUGUGUUAAUACCACAGGGCUUGGCAUUUUAGCCCUACCUAAAAGAUCACAGAAAACUGCCAGUGACAUUAAUCUGAUCUCAGUCAAAUUGAUGUUUCCCCCCAUAUUCAAGCAAAACAGGAUGGUGAUUAUGAUGAGCCAAACCUUGCUUGCCAAGAAGAUGAUCUCCUGAUGAUGUCGGCCCAUCUCAAAUGCACUCUACAGAAUUGAACAGAUAAUCCCUGUGCUGGAAAAUACUUACUAAUAAGAACAAUCCAACCCAGAAAUGCUCAUCUGUUGUUCAGAGGAAUAAAGACACACACUGGCCACUUUAUUAGGUACAGCUGUACAGUCUAAUUCAACCCAGUGCAGCAACUCUGCCAUUAAUAUGGUAAUUCUUUAUUAUCGAGGUCACGCUGAGUGACGGAGGCUGGUGACGCAGCGAGCACCCAUUUCAGAUGAAGCCUUUUAUUCCCCUCCAUCUCCAGGUGAACUGUACUCAAGCUGACCCUGAGCUUUGACCGUCUGUAUAAAGAGGCAAGUGGAAACGGGAAUUGUUCCCUCAGGGAUGAUAAAUUACAAAGCACUGUUUAGGACUCUGGCGAUCUCAUAAGGUCUCUGCCGCGAGAUGGAAAGCCUCCACAGCCGCCACCCUUGUUCAUUUCAUUUGAUUUGAUACAGAAAAUAGAAGUAUGUUUACUGUGUAAACACCACAUAGACACAUGGUUGUAAAGGGAGCCAGGGCAGGAUAGAGGUCAGCUUAAUGUGUCAGGGUGAAACCUUCUUAAGUGUCGUUCAGUGGAUUCACUAAUUCAUUUUUGUUGUUUUAAUAACAAGAUGCUGAUGUGAGUUUGUGGCAAACAUUUGACUAAAUUACAGAGGUUGUAGUUCUAGGCUGAGGUCAAUCUGUUUAAAAAUCGAGCGCAUCCCUACAGUACUGGUUAUUGGUUUGUUUUAAGAAAACAACAAAAAAACGAACAAAUCAAAAUUGUCUCAAGCUGUUCACGGCCUGUGGUUUGACAACUAUAGGUCUCAAAUAAGUCAUCAACAGCAUAUUUGUCAGAUUGCUCAUUUGAAUGUUGCUCUGUGUAAAAUGUGUUCAUGUUUGCCAAUAGAGUAAAAUGACUUGUAUUGUGAGAGUAGGUUCCAUAGGGCAGAGGACUUUUAUGAUAUAAUAAGUUAGUUUUUGCUUUAUACUGGUUAGAAAUCUCAGAGGAGUCGUGUGCUUAUUAAUUUGGUUUCAGGAUUGAUGAGAAUGUGGAAUAACUUCUGUAGCAGGUCUGUGUGUGUCGUCGUUGUGCAGGCAGAAGGCACCACGCUGUGUAUUGACGGUUUGUGAAGUAAAUUUAACUUCAUUACGUGUUUCCACUUAGAAAAGACCCAAACUAAACUGUGACAUUACAACAUACUGUAUGACACAGAGGUAUCGUUGCAGGGCCUGAUGGGUAUUAACGAGUGAGUCACUUGUUGUUUUCAGUCACUGAUCCUCUUCACAUUUGGACAUAAACACAAUCCCUGUUCAUACCUCAGUGUUGAAGUCUGAUUUUGAGUGUUGGUGAAGUCAAUGAGGAAACCAAUGAAGUUAUGUUAUGUUAUUACUGCUCAUUAAAUAAUAAUUAAGGCCACAUAAACAGAUUUAAUGGAAGGUGAGAUAAGCUAAAUUCUCUUUAGUGAGCAGUGCGAGAAUAUAUUUGAACUGUUUUUAUUUAAAAAUAUUUAAUCGCUCCUGGCAGAAAAUAGCUGUUACUGAAAUGAAAAUUGAUGAUGAACACAAACUAGUUUAUUUUAGCAACAUAUCUGCAAGGAGUCCAGUCCCCGGACUCCGCUGGUGUUUUAUCAAAGUGUCGUUAACAUAGACUCUCGCACUCGGUGCCAACAUGCUCUGGUCUUUUUUUUUAAGUGCUGCUGCAUUUGUGGGCUGGGAUGGAUAAACACCACAGAAAUACGAUUAAACGGAAGUUUUAUCUACUUGAGCUUCUGUUUCUUAGUGCCAUGAGCCUACAUGUGAUAAAUAUUUAGGCUUCAGUUCAGUGAUUUUAGUUUUUUAAGGAUGCCUGUAGUGUUUAUCCACCGCCAGGAAUGUUUUAUAAUAAUAAAUUACUUCUAAUGAAACUGACUUUUUUUUUAAGUUAUGUUGGUUUGUUUAGUUUCCUGCUGUUCAGAAAUGUAGAAUGUAAUUUGAUGCUAUAUAUUGGUGUGAUAGUAAUGGAAAUGGUUUUAUAUUUGGGUAUUUGAUUAUCUAUUUAAUAUUUUCACUCAGCUUUGUAAAUUGUGAAAUGUGAGAAAAUAUACGGCUGUAGCUGUUUGGAAAAUACAUGUUUCUAAGUGGCUUUUUAGUGAGGGCUUGAUGAGGUGUGUGUGUGUGUGUGUAUGUGUGUGUGUGUGCGUGCGUGCGUGCGUGCGUGCGUGUGUGUGUGUGCGUGUGUGUGGCUGAUGUCUACGUUGGACAGAUUCUAUGUUCAAUUACUGUUUGUGCCCAGAGAUCAGCUUCAGAUCGUAGCCUCCGACGCUACAAACAGAGAGGUUUGAUAUCCCGCAUUACCCGCGUUCAGACUGCGCUUUGAUCCGAACUGGUUGUCGCUGUCACUGGAACCGUGUUCACAGGCUUUGUGAAGACUCCCGGCAGACCAGUCAGGAAGAACAACAGCGGCUUUUGCCAGAGUUCUUCUCAUCUCCCAAUUAAUGAGUUUUUAAUCUUACUCCAAAUUGGCCUGUGGUGAUGCCUGUGAUAGCUGAACUGCUCUGUGACCACUGGGAGGGUGAAAGGAGAGUGAGCAGUGUUUAUGGGAUGCUUCCUCCACUUUUACUAUGAAGACAGUGCUCCGAAACAAAACAUGCAGUGAAAUUAGCAGCAUGAGGUUGUUUUGUAGACUUCUAUGAACUUUGAACAUCAUGAUAUAAUAGACUAAAACAACCAGAUGGUAAUUAUAAAACAGACAGACAUUAUUUCCUGUGGUGUUGUCCUCCUAUUUGGCAACAUAAUGCCUAUGAAUCCUAAUUCGUAUUACAUAUAAUAUUAUAUUAUUAUGAUAUUAAUUCCUCUUCCUAAAAUACUUGCUCUCUGUUGCAUCUCACCCUUCCUUUUCUGCCCCGUGUCAUGCAGUCAGUGGCAGCAGCUGAGGAGCUAGCACUUAGUGGGAUCUGAGAAGAACCACUGGCACCCGGGCUUUUGCCGCGUGAGCAACAGGCGGCGUCCAGAAACGUAGCGGUGUCGCGGUAGAGAACGUGUGACUAAGAGCUUUUGUGGAGCACUUGUGCUCUCAGUGGCAACACUGUGCUCCCACUGCACUGUGGCAUUAAGCGGGUGGAUUUUUACAAGUCGCCCUCUCACUCUGACCUACAGCUCUUCACGAUGACGCGGUUCUGUUAUUCGCUUGUUCUUUCGGGGAUGUGACACAACAUUUGUGGGGCCCUUAAACUGGUCAUUGAUAAAUCAUUGUGUAAAAGUACUACAGACCUGAACUAUUGGAAUCAUUAUUAAAAUAAAGAAUGGCUGA
Molecule: messenger RNA, 12192 nt
Organism: Betta splendens (Siamese fighting fish)
Lineage: Eukaryota; Metazoa; Chordata; Actinopteri; Anabantiformes; Osphronemidae
Gene: grm5b
Product: glutamate receptor, metabotropic 5b
Exons: 18
Coding region: 370-4131 (1253 amino acids)
Biological process (GO): regulation of synaptic transmission, glutamatergic; trans-synaptic signaling by endocannabinoid, modulating synaptic transmission; G protein-coupled glutamate receptor signaling pathway
Cellular component (GO): postsynaptic density membrane
Molecular function (GO): adenylate cyclase inhibiting G protein-coupled glutamate receptor activity; G protein-coupled receptor activity involved in regulation of postsynaptic membrane potential
Source: RefSeq, a predicted model, not a curated record